Phlebotomus argentipes is the source of this 1304-nucleotide messenger RNA. RefSeq names its product carboxypeptidase B-like. Gene Ontology annotation, biological process: proteolysis. Lineage: Eukaryota; Metazoa; Arthropoda; Insecta; Diptera; Psychodidae. Bases 1 to 1272 code for a protein of 423 amino acids. The record is from RefSeq and is a predicted model, not a curated record. Gene Ontology annotation, molecular function: zinc ion binding; metallocarboxypeptidase activity. The transcript is spliced from 5 exons.
AUGCGUUUCGCAAUUGUGAUCUUCGCGGCGGUUUUCGCCCUCACGGCGGCUGAAUACCAAUCAUACGAUGGGUAUCAAGUGGUGACCAUUAAAGUGGAUUUGCCCGCGAAAGUGGAUCUUCUGUUCCAAUGGCAAGAGCAGGGAAUCGACUUCUGGGACAGCCUGAACUCAAUCGGUCGCCCGACGAGAGUCAUGAUUCCUCCGCAUCUCCUCGAAGAGUUUCCCGCCUUCCUCAGGGAAAACGAGAUUUCCUACGAACUCUCGAUUCCUAAUGUCGAAACUGUCAUCGCGGAGGAGCGAAGAGUGAACAUGGAGAGAAGAGCGAUUGCCAUGAUGAAGAAGGCGAAUUCGCCACGAGCAACUGCGGAUUUCUCUUACUAUUGGCAAACGGAGGAAAUCAAUCAAUAUCUGCGUGAACUCGCUGACGAAUUUCCCAAUUUGGUGACCCUUGAAGUCGCAGGACAGAGUUAUGAAGGACGCGAUAUUUACGUUGUCAGAAUUUCUAAUUCGAACUUCGAUGGCACUAAGCCUAAGGUUUUCAUCGACGCCACAAUUCACGCUCGCGAGUGGAUCGCUCCGAUGGCCGUUCUUUAUCUCAUUCACGAAAUUGUUCAACAUUCGGCUGAUCAUCCCGAAUUCUACGAAUGCGAUUGGAUCAUCAUACCAGUGGCGAAUCCUGACGGAUAUCAGUACAGCCACGACAGCGAUCGCAUGUGGAGAAAGACUCGCAGAAUCAAUGAUGGAAGCACAUGUAUUGGAGUCGAUGGCAACAGGAAUUACAGAUAUCGUUGGGGCUACGGAACUGGAAUCAGCACCAAUCCUUGCUCAGAAAUUUUCAUCGGUCCUGCGCCAUUCUCUGAGCCCGAAACCGAAAUAGUCUCAAAUGAAUUGGGAAGAGAUUCUGGUGUUCGUUUGUAUCUUAGCUUCCACUCUUUCGGAGAUUGGUUGCUUUUCCCUUGGGGAUACGAUCGCAUUUAUCACGCUAAUCACGAUCAAAUUUUGGCGCUCGGGAACAUCGCUGCUGAUGCAAUCUAUAACGCUCACGGACGUCGUUACACUGUUGGUAACUCUGCGAUUCUCCUCUAUCCGGCUGCUGGAGCCAGUGAUGACUACGCUGCCGGAGAGCAUCAUAUCGACUUUUCUUAUACGGUCGAGCUUACUGGAGGUGGAACUACUGGAUUUGAUCUACCACCAGCUCAGAUUCUCCCUGUUUCCAGAGAGAUCUUCACUGGUCUUCGCGCCUAUGCUCAAAAUAUUGCUGACUUCUACUAAAGCAAUAAAUUUGGUCUUUGACUUUUGAACCA